AGCGUGUGUUUUUGUGUGUGCGUGUGUGUGUGUGUGGGUGAGCUCGUGUGUGUGUGUGUGAUGGCUGGGAGGGAACAUAAAAAAGGCCCAGACCUCAUCCCCCUCUCCCUAUAUAAAGGGUUGGCAGGGGGGAUUUCAACAACAAAUCUCUGGAUUUUAGGCACCACUUUUCCUCAUCAUCUGGUUUUUCCUUCUCCUCUGUCACCAUGACUUUACUUCUGAAGGCACUGGGGGCUGUGCUGUGCAUCUUCACGGUUUCUUCUGAAGUUAUACCUCAGGCGGACUUCAACCCACAGGGGAUGGCAGGGAAGUGGUACCUGGUUGGAUUUGCCACCAAUGCUGAAUGGUUCGUCAACCGCAAAGCCAGCAUGAAGAUGGGCACAACCAUGAUCACCCCGACUGCAGACGGGGACCUGGACAUUUCAUACGCCAGUCUCAACUCUGAUGGUUCUUGCUGGAGAAUGAACAACUUGGCCAAAAAGGCUGACAUGCCUGGAAAGUUCACAUACUCAAGCUGGGGGAAUCAGAAUGACAUGCGCGUGGUUGAGGUGAAAUAUGACCAGUACGCCCUGACUCACACCAUAAAGACCAAGGCUGGUGAUAACGCUGUUGUCAACAAACUCUACGGUCGUGGAGCGGACCUCGGCGCUGAUCUGCUGGAGAAGUUCAGGCAGUUUUCGUUGGAGAAUGGAAUCCUGCCGGAAAAUAUUGCUAUACUUCCCAAAAAUGGGGAGUGCUCAGCUGCCUAGUUGUUCCCUGAUCACCGUGUGUCACAGAUAUUGUUUAAAGAUUUGAGUGCUUGUUGUGAAUAUUCUUUUUUUUGUUUUUUGCUCUUUCAGUUGUUAAAAUAGCUCCCAAUGCCACCAAACACAAUGUAAAGCCAAGUUUCAACAUACAACAUUUUGAUUUAAUUAAACCUUACUGUGUUG
Labrus bergylta (ballan wrasse) is the source of this 929-nucleotide messenger RNA. The record is from RefSeq and is a predicted model, not a curated record. NCBI's taxonomy places the organism in Eukaryota, Metazoa, Chordata, Actinopteri, Labriformes, Labridae.